GAGUAAGGGGUUGGAUAAGACACGAGUAUGUUGGAAAGAAAUAAAGAUCCCAAAGUCAGAACACCAGUGGAGUGGAUGCCGGUGAUCGUCAACGGAGAGCAUCGUAAUGGAAGUGUUUUAUGGAAAUUGGUAAAAGCUUAGGGAGGUUUGAUUUGGUUGUAAAAUGGAACAUUACAAGUCUAGAAACAGCGAUUUCUUCCACUUCACAAACCCUCAUGAUGAUGUUAGUGAGUUAGAUGACGAGGAUUACGAUGAACUGCAAUACUACGAUGUUGAUGUUGAUGAUGAUGAUGAUGUUGAUGAUCGUAGCUGCAAUUUCAGUUUCCAUACUUUUAGUUCCCUCGGGGUUACUCCAGCUCCGCUCCCUAAUUUCCAGACUAAUGGUUUGAUGAAUCAGAAUGAUACCGUGACCACUUCGUCUAUGGAGGAACUUGGGACCUUUGACAAUGGGGCCUUGAUUUUUCAGUUGGACAAUAUAAUGAAGAAUCUUUCUGAUAACCUUCAGCAUAGAAUUGAAGGCAUUGACACACAAAUCUCUCGACUCGAGGAUGAAACUUGCAAGAUCCAUAAGUAUGUAGAAGAUGUGAAGGACUCAACUGAACGGUAUCAUGGGACGACCCACCGGAAGCUCAGGCAGAUGCAUAGUAUUUUACAAGAGGUGCAAGAUGGUGUUCUGUUCUUGAGAGACAAACACGAAAUAGCAGAAACGCGGCUUCAGCUUGCUAAACUUCAAGGUUCAAAGGUCAAAAGAUCACAGCAAUGGGUUUCAGGAGGGACCUUGUGAGAGAAAAUGUAAGAAAACUGACAGAAAAUGGUUCUUCAGUGGAUCUUAAUACAGUGCUUGGUAGGAUGAUGAACCACAAAUGAAAUGAUCUGACCUAUUUCUUUGUUGAGGGUUAUAUACUUGAAAUAAAAACCUAUGAUGUACAGAAAUCGCAAUAGUGAAAAGGCACAUAAUUCUGGCUACACAACCAACAAAUUGAAGUUCCUAGAAACUCAAUUCCGGGAUUGCAAAGGGUAACACUAAGGUAUUCUGGUACGCUGGUCUUUUAGCUCCCUACAUAUGUUUCGUACUUUCCAUGUUGUUUGUACUAUUACAAAUGAUCUGUGAUUGAUAUAUGUUUGUGUAAAUCAUGUUAUAGAUUGCCACCAUUUGUUAAAACAUGUAAUUGAUAUAUGUUUGUGUAAAUCAUGUUAUAGCUUGCCACCAUUUGUUAAAA
This is a messenger RNA of Cynara cardunculus var. scolymus (artichoke), 1220 nucleotides long. RefSeq lists its product as uncharacterized. The coding region runs from base 164 to 784 and encodes 206 amino acids. Lineage: Eukaryota; Viridiplantae; Streptophyta; Magnoliopsida; Asterales; Asteraceae. The transcript has 3 exons. The record is from RefSeq and is a predicted model, not a curated record.